Mus pahari (shrew mouse) is the source of this 1059-nucleotide messenger RNA. RefSeq names its product basic helix-loop-helix family member a15 (gene Bhlha15). Bases 127 to 723 code for a protein of 198 amino acids. The transcript has 2 exons. Lineage: Eukaryota; Metazoa; Chordata; Mammalia; Rodentia; Muridae. The record is from RefSeq and is a predicted model, not a curated record. Gene Ontology annotation, molecular function: protein dimerization activity.
GCCCGUGGUGGCUAAAGCUACGUGUCCUUGUCCCCCGUGGGCAGCCUCUGCGCGUACGGCCUCGGAUCCCCAGCUGGAAGGGCCACCACCCAGCCACCACCUCCUGAGAAAACCCGGCCUGGAGCUAUGAAGCCCAAGAACCGGCCCCCUCGGCGCCGGACACCCAUGCAGGACGCAGAAGCCACCCCGGGAGAGCAGACGCCUGACAGACCCCAGUCAGGCUCAGGGGCGUCAGAGCUGACAAAGGGUCUCCGGAGCAGGACAGCCCGUGCAAGCGGAGGAGGUCGGGGAGAGGUCAGCCGCCGGCGACAGGGGUCCGGCGGCCGCAGGGAGAACAGUGUUCAGAGGCGGCUGGAGAGCAAUGAGCGGGAGAGACAGCGGAUGCAUAAACUCAACAAUGCCUUCCAGGCACUGCGCGAGGUCAUCCCGCACGUGCGGGCUGACAAGAAGCUCUCCAAGAUUGAGACCCUCACGCUGGCCAAGAACUAUAUCAAGUCGCUGACCGCCACCAUACUUACUAUGUCCAGCAGCCGCCUCCCGGGGCUGGAGGCACCAGGUCCUGCGCCAGGCCCUAAAUUAUACCAGCAUUACCAUCACCAGCAGCAGCAACAGCAGCAGCAGCAGCAGGUAGCUGGGGCCAUGCUUGGUGUCACCGAGGACCAGCCCCAAGGCCACCUGCAACGCUACUCUACACAGAUCCACAGCUUUAGAGAGGGGAGCUAGCACAUGCUUCAGGCUCUGGGGCGGGUUGGCAGUGAGGAGCCCGCCUGCCCGUCUCAGCUGUGGUCCCUCUGUGCCGCAAGCCCCAGACUGGUAAUGACACUAUUGAGGUCCUUGCGGGGAUUUUGUUGUUGAUGAAAGCCCUCCCGUGGCCCAAGCUGGCCUUGAACUCCUGAUCCUCCUCACCUCCAUCUAGGGCUGGGAUUACAUCCUGACAUGGUGCCACACUGGGGACUGAGCUAAGGGCUGUGUGUGCACGGGCUAAGCAAGCUCUCCACCAACUGAGCUGCAUCCCCAGCCCAGAGCUAUCUCGCAGUUACUCCACUGUCCUUGAAACUC